CUCAAUAAGUUUUUUGUCUUUUUUUGGGGGAAAACCUCCCUCAUAUGCAUUGGGGGGAGGCGGCGGUAUUUGACAACCUUUUUAACAAAAACGGAACGAACGGAUAUGAAAUGCGUCAAAAGAUCAGGCAACAUUUUGGUUGUGUUACUCAUAACAACGGGCAGCGGCAGCGGCGUUCAGUUUUAUUUUAUAUAAAUCUGGUCAGCUUUAUUACCCUUAUUUUUUUAUUUCAUUUUUUUCAUGAAGAAUUUAUCAAGCUUUACCAAAAUAAAAAAAAAAUAAAAAAAAAAGAGUUACAUCUGCAUCUUUAUGAGAGAGACCCCCACUGUACUUUUUUUUUUUUUUUUUUUUUUUUUUUUUUUGCCUUAGAAAACAUGACGUUUUUUAUUGACAUCUCUAUCGUCUGUUCCAGACUCCCUCACUGAGGGGCGCUGUAACAAAUAAAAAACGUUUUGUAACAGACAAUUAAACUUUCUUUUUUCGUCCCCAGUCUGAAUAAUGAUUUUCUAACCCAUCAAGAGUUAUAACAAACAGCAUUUAUGGUCAAGCAGGUAUAAUUCUUGUUAGCUUCAUAACCCAUGUGCAUCCACCUGAUACUCUCUUGACGCACUGACGGUCAACAAUAUUUAUAAAAGAAGUUAUUUUAGCCUUCACCUCGUG
This is a messenger RNA of Mucor mucedo, 660 nucleotides long. RefSeq lists its product as uncharacterized. The transcript has 2 exons. The coding region runs from base 45 to 425 and encodes 126 amino acids. The record is from RefSeq and is a predicted model, not a curated record. Lineage: Eukaryota; Fungi; Mucoromycota; Mucoromycetes; Mucorales; Mucoraceae.